GCGAACGGCGGGCCAGGCAAAUUUAUUAGCAGCCCCGUGAUGGCAGAUGAUGCUCAGGUACGACCCGCGCCUGGGACCGCGCGAAAUGCAGGCCCGAAGCGUCUGCACCCUCGCCCCGACGCCGCCAGAAGCAACUGCGCGCUCCUUUUGCGGACUGCUCAGCAGCAGCUCGCGGAACACUUCAGGGAAGGGAAGGUGAGAGGCAGGCCUGCCGCAGAGAGUGGCCAUUUCGCCCAUCCAGGACCGCUGCAGGGGUGCACGCCACGGUUCCUUGUCGCAGGUGGGCCCUCGCGAAAUGGGGCCCGUGCGCCCUUGCCAGGUGCCCCAGCACGCCGGCCUGCGCGCCCAGUAACGAACAAAAGCGUCCGCGUCCUCUCCUCUAACCUUCACUCCGCGCUCUGCAUCACCACCCCGUCCUCCCCUCCUCUCCCCCACCCCCCUCCUCCGCCUCCUCUUCUUUGGAACCCCAUCGUCGCUCGACGGCUGCUGAGGCACGCUGUCGGUCGACGUGCGGUAUCUGUCCGUUCAUUUCCCCUGUCAUUCCUUAAUCUUGGGUGUACUGGCUUUCACUCAACUCGACUUCUUGCCGCAGCCUGCGAGCCUUGUCGCGCCUCUGCUGCUCCACGUAUACUUAAUCCGUCAGCACCUUGUACCUCGAGAGCGCUUGUUUCGUCUCAAUUCCGCCGUGCCCGCCCUCGUAGCACGCUGCUGUCCAACCACGACGCGUCCAGUCAGCUAGCGACUGCUGGUACCUGAGACGCACGCUGCAAAUCCCACUCCCAGGGCCAAGCACAUCGUUGCGCUGCCGUUGGCGGUGCCCAUCCUUAAUUUCGUCAGGACAGCCCGCCGCAGCGAACCGCGACGGCA
Messenger RNA from Trematosphaeria pertusa, 867 nucleotides. RefSeq lists its product as uncharacterized. The coding region runs from base 40 to 756 and encodes 238 amino acids. The transcript is spliced from 2 exons. The record is from RefSeq and is a predicted model, not a curated record. Lineage: Eukaryota; Fungi; Ascomycota; Dothideomycetes; Pleosporales; Trematosphaeriaceae.